Messenger RNA from Diospyros lotus (date-plum), 1955 nucleotides. Its product is annotated as aluminum-activated malate transporter 12-like. NCBI's taxonomy places the organism in Eukaryota, Viridiplantae, Streptophyta, Magnoliopsida, Ericales, Ebenaceae. The record is from RefSeq and is a predicted model, not a curated record. The transcript is spliced from 7 exons. Gene Ontology annotation, biological process: malate transport. The coding region runs from base 194 to 1825 and encodes 543 amino acids. Gene Ontology annotation, cellular component: plant-type vacuole membrane.
UGGCACUCUGAACUCAGAACCCAUCACCAAAAAUCCCCACUUUUUUGUAUCAAUAUAUAUCAUUAAAACUAGCUAAAACCAAUUAUAUAUAUAUAUAAAGCUCCAAAUAUUCUUUACGUAUAGUCACCAUAAUCUUUGAUUAGAUCCUUAAUCGUUUCAAGGUACGUAGAACCAUACGUUCUCUGGAGUUGCCAUGGGCGCCGGCAAGGAUAAAGCGGAGGCCGGAGAAAACCUGCAUAUCAGAAUCUCGCCGGAGAAGAUGAGAAGAUUGCCCUGCUUGGCAUGGGAGAAGAUCUCCAAAGCCGGCCGAGAAGACCCCAGACGGGUGAUUCAUUCACUCAAAGUCGGCUUGUCUCUGACAUUGGUUUCUUUGUUGUAUCUCGUGGAGCCAUUGUACAGAGGCAUCGGACAGAACGCUAUCUGGGCCGUCAUGACUGUCGUCGUCGUCCUCGAAUUCACUGCCGGAGCGACCUUAUGCAAAGGAUUGAAUCGGGGGCUCGGAACACUGCUGGCCGGAUCACUAGCGCUUCUAAUCGAGUACAUUGCGCAAAAAACCGGCCGCGUUUUCCAAGCCAUAUUCAUCGGCGCCGCAGUUUUCUUCAUUGGAACUGCAUCGACAUAUACGAGGUUUUUCCCAUACAUUAAGAAGAAUUACGACUAUGGAGUAGUGAUAUUUCUGCUGACAUUCAAUUUGAUAACGGUGUCGAGCUACCGGGUGGAGAAUGUGCUGCAUAUAGCUCAUGAGCGGGUUUACACCAUCGCCGUUGGGUGUAGCAUCUGCCUGUUGAUGAGUCUACUGUUUUUUCCCAACUGGUCCGGAGAAGACCUCCAUAACUCCACUGUUUUCAAGCUUGAAGGAUUAGCCAGGUCCAUUGAAGCUUGUGUGAAUGAGUACUUUAAAGAGGAGGAGACAGAAGCCAAGAAAUUAGACGAGGACGAAUCCACAGAAGAUCCCAUUUACAUGGGUUACAAGGCCGUUCUCGACUCCAAAUCUUCCGACGAGACUCUGGCACUGCAUGCAAGCUGGGAGCCAAGGCACUCGAGGCACUGCCGGUUUCCAUGGCAGCAGUACGUCAAACUGGGCGGCGCUCUUCGCCAUUUCGGCUACACUCUUGUCGCUCUUCACGGCUGUUUGCAGACUGAGAUUCAGACACCAAGAACAGUUCGCGCUCUUUUCAAAGAUCCAUGCAUCCGGCUGGCAGCAGAAGUAUCCAAGGCACUAAAGGAGAUCGCCCACAGCCUCCGGAUGCGCCGCCAUUGCUCGCCGGAGAUCCUCUCCGACCACCUCCACGAAGCACUCCAAGACCUCAACACCGCCCUCAAGUCCCAGCCCCGCCUCUUCCUCGGCCCAAACACCAACAAGGCCACCAACAACAUGCUGGCCCUCGCCGCUUCCACCGCUCGUCAGAAGCCGGAAAAAGCCUCAGCCGGAGUCUCCCUAUCCAGCGUAAAAACCGACUCGUCGGCCCUGAUGGAGUGGAAGACCUCCAAAACUAGGGUUUCUGAAAGAUCCAAGGAGGCCGAGAGGAAGGUGCUGAGGCCGACGCUGAGCAAGAUAGCGAUGAUAACGAUGAGCCUGGAGUUUUCGGAGGCGCUGCCGUUCGCGGCGUUUGCGUCGUUGCUGGUGGAGACGGUGGCGAGGCUGGAUCUGGUAAUAGAGGAAGUGGAAGAGCUGGGGAGGAUGGCCAGCUUCAAGGAGUACAAGGCUUGCUGCUGCGAUGGUGAUGAAGUGGUGGUGGACGUGGAUUGCCAGAGGAGGCCCCCUAAAAUGGAGGGAUCGAUUGAUAAGUUGCAGAACAAUUUGCCUUCUCAUGGAGUAGACUAGACUAGAUUACUUAAGUAGUCACUGGAUUAUUCUUAUUAUUCUAUCUAUAUUUAUAUAUAUGUAAUUGUGGGGAGAUAUACAAUUCUGGAUUAUUAUUGACAUAUCCAUCUGUGCUGUUUAAUUAGUUCUG